UGCGCGGGGAUGGAGGAGCGGCCGCGCUUCCUCUGCGGCGUGGUGGAAGGUUUCUAUGGGAGACCAUGGUCAAUGGAUCAGAGGAAACUUCUCUUUCAAUGGCUGCAACGCCGGGGGCUGAACUGCUACAUGUACGCACCCAAGGAUGAGCUGAAGCACCGCCUGCUCUGGAGAGAGCCCUACACAGAGCAUGAGGCAGCCCGCAUGCGGUCUCUCAUCGCAGCUGCCCAGGAGCAGGGUGUGGAGUUGAUUUUUGCCAUUUCUGCCGGCCAGGACAUGGUGUUUUCCAGUGCUGGGGAUCGCCUCCUGCUGCAGCAAAAACUCAGGCAGGUGGCUGCCAUGGGGUGCCGCUCCUUCGCGCUGCUCUUUGACGACAUCGACCCCUGCAUGUGCCAAGCUGACAGAGAUGUCUUCCCCUCCCUGGCACAGGCUCAGGCCUCCGUGGCCAACCAGGUGUACCAGGAGCUGGGCCAGCCCUGCGUUUUCCUCUUCUGCCCUACAGAAUAUUGCAGCUCGCUCUGCUCUCCCAGCCCCAGCCAGUCCUGCUACCUGCAGACCAUCGGCCAGGAGCUGCUCCCAGGGAUCGGUGUCAUCUGGACAGGCCCCAAGGUGGUGUCACAGGAGCUCUCAGCAGUGCUGCUGGAGGAGGUGGAGGCUGUCCUGAGGCGCCGCCCCGUCAUCUGGGACAACCUCUACGCCAAUGACUACGACUGCAGACGUGUCUUCCUGGGCCCCUACAUGGGCCGUGCUCCUGGCCUCAUGUCCAGGCUCCAGGGGCUGCUCCUCAACCCCAACUGUGAGCUCCAGGCCAACUUCAUCCCCAUACACACGCUGGGCACCUGGUUUCAGAGCGAGCUGAGGAGCUGUGCCCACCCUGACCAAGCAGGAAUGGAGGAGGUGGCAGCCCUGGGGGACAGCCAAGGUGCUCAGGAUGGAAGCUACAGCCCCCGGGAAGCCUUGGAACUGGCACUGCAUGACUGGGUGGCCGAGAUAAACCAGCAGGCUUUGGAGCCAGGAGGAAGGACCCCAGGACACCCCAGUGUCAGCCUCAAGGGAGGACCAAGGCUGCAGCCUGGCAUGGAGGGAGGACAGGAAGCCACUCCCAACCCUCAGCCCCACAGCUCUGCCCCUGGUGGGGCAGACCACAGCCCUGAGCCCUGCAGAGUGGCACCAGAGGAGGGGUGCAGGGAGGUGACCUCGGAGCCUGAGGAGGACAGUGGGAGCAGGACACCCAGUGGCCAUCAGCAGAGCCCUACAGGGGCUGAGGACCAGCUCGCCACAGGGAGCAGGGAGAGCUGUGAGCCCUCCUCUGCUCUGCCCAGCGGGGCUGGGAGUGCCCAGUCUGUAGGAAUCCCAGCGGCCACCAAGACCCUCCCCAGCCCAAGCCCCACCACGAGCUCCAGCAACGGGGCCAACACCAGUCAGAACAUUUCCUUGCCCACCAGUGAUGCCAGAACAGGGGAUGGCAGCCCUGUCCAGUCUCCCAGCAGCACCCAGCCUGAGGCCAUCAGGAGUGAUGUGCCCCAGACACCCCCAGGACCUGGGGCUGGUGCCAGCCCUGGUGCCCCAGCCCCACUGACGGAUGGGGUUGGUGCUAGCCCUGGGCAGCCCUCCCCACUGACUGAUGGGGUCGGUGCUAGCCCUGGUCCCAUGGCACCACUGACCCCUGAGGAGGCCGUGUCCAGCCCCACAGCACCGCUGACCCUGGAGGAGGUGCGGACGCUGGUGGAGCUCUUCUACCUGCCCUACCAGCACGGGGCUCUGGCGCAGGAGCUCCUGGAGCAUUUUCGGUGGCUGCGGGCGAACAGCCUCAGCGUGGGGGUCCCUCCCACGGCGCCCGACGGCUGCGGGGGCGGGCGCUGGCGGGGCCGGGCUCAGUCCUUCCAGCUGCUGUGUGCGCGGGCGUGCCGCCUGCACAGCCGCCUGGUCAGCACGGCCGGCCGGGCGCUGCUCUACGACCUGCACCCCUACCUGUGGGACAUCCGCAACAUGCUGCUGGCAGCCUGUGCCUUCGUCCUCUGGCUGGAUGGUCACCUCCUCUGCGACCCUGACCCCAAGGGCACCUGGGGAAACUGCUUUGGCUGGUGCCAGAGCAUCACUGCCCCGAUGCUGCUGGGGAGGGACGCCGAGCCCUGGGCACGCCGUGGGGGCCUCUUUGGAGAGCUGCAGGCACUGCUGCCCGUGGGGAACAGCUGUGACCUCUUCUACCACCCACCCCCGCUCUUCCCGUCCAGCCAGCUGUACCUGCUGCGCCCACUGCUGCCCCUGGACAAGGGAGAGCUUUACCGCAUGUGCCGGGAGAGUUUGGACUGCGAUCCCAAAGUGGCAGAGAUCCUCGUGGCCCACCCGGAUCUCCUCGGUGACAGGCUCCUGGGCAGCUUCCUCAGCCUGAGCCCCGAGUACACCUUUGUGCUGGAGGACGAGGGUGGCCCGUGUGGCUUCGCAGCCGGAGCGCUGCACGCCGAAGGUUUCCUGCAGCAGCGGGACAGCAGCUGGCUGCCAGCCAUACGGCACAAGUACCCCCCAGACCUGGGCACCGGGGGCCCAGCUCUGGGACAGGAUGCCCUGGAGGAAGCGGUGCUCUUCUUCCACGCAGAGCCACCGGCAGUGCCCCAGCCUGUGCUGAGGCGCUUCCCCUCCCUGGUACAGCUGGGCACGGCCCCCCGUGUGCUGGAUGUGGGGGCCAGUCGCAGCCUGGCCCUCUGCCUGCUGAGCGCUCUCAGGGCCAACGGCUCACGGGGAGUGUUCUGCCAGGUCAGUGACGCCGACCGGCAGCAGCUGAGCUUCUACAGCAAGCUGGGCUUUGUCGCCCUGCCGGUGGCCUGGGGCAGCUCUCCCGGCUCUCAGCUCCUGGGACGUCUCCUCUGACGGGGCACAGGGAGGCAGAGCCCCAGGCCAGGCUGGUUCCCCAGGCCAGGCCGAACCCCCCCAUCCCACACAGCAUCGGCCUGAGCGAGCGGGACCAGAGGGGCACCUCGGGCAGGCCAGGUACACAUGAGAGGGGACACGGGGGCGAGCAGGAUGUCACUGGGAUGUGUGCAGGGCUGGGUAGCAGAGAGCUAUUUCUGCUGCUCACGGGAUUUGGCCACCUCUGUGCCACCCCAGCUGCUCCUGUUUGCUGGGGAGCCAGGCUGUCUGCAGACCCUCAGGCCUGCAGGAGCCCAUGAGCAGUGUUUGGGUUUGUGGUCCUGGAGCACAGCACGGUGCCUUCGUGCUACGGGAGUGUCCCUAUCACCCAGGCUGGGCUGUCCAGCUCUCUCCAUCCCCUGCGUGCCCUGAGACUGGGCAGCUGGUGCUGGGGCUGGCUCUCGGCACUGAGGACCUGUCUGUAUGGAUUGAUCCGGUAUGGGAUGCAGUGAGGCAGCCUCUGUUCCUGUGCCUGGGGCCUGAGGGAAGCGCUGUCCUUGGCAAUAAAGCG
Messenger RNA from Ficedula albicollis (Collared flycatcher), 3418 nucleotides. Its product is annotated as protein O-GlcNAcase-like. Gene Ontology annotation, biological process: glycoprotein metabolic process. Gene Ontology annotation, molecular function: beta-N-acetylglucosaminidase activity. NCBI's taxonomy places the organism in Eukaryota, Metazoa, Chordata, Aves, Passeriformes, Muscicapidae. The transcript has 19 exons. The record is from RefSeq and is a predicted model, not a curated record. The coding region runs from base 10 to 2868 and encodes 952 amino acids.